Myotis brandtii (Brandt's bat) is the source of this 954-nucleotide messenger RNA. RefSeq names its product ral guanine nucleotide dissociation stimulator-like. The transcript has 7 exons. NCBI's taxonomy places the organism in Eukaryota, Metazoa, Chordata, Mammalia, Chiroptera, Vespertilionidae. The record is from RefSeq and is a predicted model, not a curated record. The coding region runs from base 1 to 954 and encodes 317 amino acids.
AUGGGAGGGAUACUAAGAGGAGCAUACACAGAGGAGUUAUCGGGGCUCUUGCUCCCGGAGACCCCACAGUGGGAGUUUUUCCAAAUUCUGGAGACGUUGGUUCAACCCUCAUCCCCAGCGUCUCUGGCCAUUCUCCAGGAGAUCCCCUCAGGCUUUCCGCCUGGUGGCUGGGCACUGUCUCUACAGAGCUCCCCACAGGAGGUCAGACAGGAGGUCAGACAGGAGCCGACUGAUGGGGUUCUCAACGCCAUCCCCCAGCAGGGGGCACAGGGGGCCCACGCUGCCCAAAGAGUGCCGCUCGGUCUCAAGGGGCAAACCGCAUCAACCGGGAACACAAAUAAGCUCUGUAAGGUGCAGACCGCCCGGGCACACCGGCUGGACAAGCUGGUGGAGCACCUGGUGCCUGCCUUCCUGGGCAGGGACCCCACCUUCGUCCCCACCUUUCUCUGGAACUACAGAACUUUCGCCACCACCCAACAGGUGUUGGACCUACUAUUGACAAGGUAUGGCUGCAUCUUCCCGUAUGCUGAAGAGGAUGGUGGGCCUGUGGACCAGCAGAAAAAGGCCAUCAUCUCCAUCCUGGGCAUGUGGCUGGACCAGCUCCCUCAGGACUUUUUCCAGCCCCCAGACUUCCCGGGCCUGGUGAUGCUGCUGGCCUACCUGGAGCUCAAUUUCCCAGGCUCAGCCCUGGAGCGCCAGGCCCAGCUGCUCCUCUCAGAGCUGGAGUGCCGCGAGCCCACAGAGGCAGAGGCAGAGGAACCAGCUCCAGAGCCAGAUAAAAAAAGACCUCAAGAGGCAACACCGACUCCAGUGGCCUCUCCAGAGCCAGAGCGGGCUCCGGGCACAGCUUUCACUGACCUUCACGAGGCAGAAGAAUCGCCUGCAGCGUGUGGGCAACUCGCCUCAGCUCCUGCGAGGCCCGUGGUCCCCGGUCCUGGGCUGCAGCCUGUGUAG